Exophiala xenobiotica is the source of this 1590-nucleotide messenger RNA. RefSeq lists its product as uncharacterized. The transcript has a single exon. Bases 107 to 673 code for a protein of 188 amino acids. Lineage: Eukaryota; Fungi; Ascomycota; Eurotiomycetes; Chaetothyriales; Herpotrichiellaceae. The record is from RefSeq and is a predicted model, not a curated record.
CGCAGCUUCUACUAUCCUCCAAAUAAUAAUAUUUUCAACGUGCGUGGUGUCGAACGAGGCGAGACGGCACGUCAAGGGAGAACAUUACCAGCGAGAUACGGCAAGCAUGGCACACGUUCUCGAACAUGGUGUACACUUGGGCAAAACCAUCGUUCCCAACGCUGAUGGCCUACCACCAGAAGAAGAUCAAGACGAAGAUCAACACGCUGAGACCCUGUCUGCUUGGGCCGACAAAUACAGGGGUGCGACAGUCGCAGAUCUGGAUCUCCCACCAGCUCUCUCUACCUCUCCGAACACUUCGCUCUCUUCGGCAAUGCUGUCAGCUUCUUCUCACGAUUACUCCCACUUGACGGUUGUGUCUGACGAUACGCGUUCCCUUCUGGGUUACCUAUCGAUAGCCAGACUAAAACAGCUUUUCGAAUCGGGCCAACUCCAACCCACGGACUCUGUCGAGAAGGCCAUGGUCAAGUUCAAGAGAGGGAAGCGGACCUACAAGACGAUCAGUCUGGAGACCGAGCUCUUCGAACUGGAGGGGUUCUUCGAAAACAUCGGGCCACUCGCAACUGGAGAGCCCCAAGACUUUGCGGUCGUCACAGAUGGCGGUCGCAAGUUCGUCCUGGGUGUGGUCACUCGAGAAGAUCUUGAGACAUUUGUGAAGAAAAGACCAGCCUGAGAUGGAAAUCUGAGCCUGCCAGGCCGGAAGAAUUGGCUUUGACCGAGGCCGUUGAGCAUUUAUACUAUGGACGGCGUUUCUGCCGCCACGGCCAGCGCUAAAAUUGCGGACACUGGUGUCGAUAAUGGCGACUUCAUCACCUUGCAAAUAUUCGACGAGGGCAAAGGAGCGGUUGCUUGAAGUAAAGAGAACCUUCAAUGUCCGAGAGCGAUUCCCUUCUAGUCCGCGAAAGAUUGCAGCUAAUGCCCCAAUCUCUGCUUCUGUGUCUCACUCGAAUUCCUCCAUGCGGUCAAUGACGAUCAAUAUGGGAGCCGGGGCGAGGCUCAGAGGUUUGGCGCAAAGCAUGCCAGCUACUUUCGAGCUUGUGGACGUCGCAUCGAGACUGUCGAAGUCAACCCCUACCUCCCCCUUUUCUGUCGGCAGCAGAUCCAGCAUUUGAUACGCCAAAGAGUAGAGCAUUCCAACAAGACGAUCAUAGCUCCCCAGAAUCUGUUGUCGCUACUGACCCAUGUGUGGUCCGCAGAGAAAUGAGGGGGUGGGAGCCUUUAACGCAUCCGCUGACAAUACCAGUCGACAAGCCAACAACGAAAUCUCCGGCAUCAUCCCUGUCAUGGCUGGGUAUUCCACGUAGAGCAGGUUUGAGUCGGGUGAUCGGAGGAAUACUCUUAGAGCAAGCGCUACUCUCUCAUACGUUGCGGUUGGAAGGACUGCUUCCGGCUCCUACAGCACCGUACACCUUCAUAGACAUAGGCAAGCAGUUUCUCGACCUGUUUCUGCAACCCCCCGACGCUUUCGAGGUUCUCAACCUCCGUGUUGCCAGUCGCUGUGACGAGCUCCUCGGCUUCUGUGGCAACGGGAAGCUGUUGUUGCGUAUUUGUGAGCUGUUUCAAUGACCUCCUGAAAUAGAAGAGUCACAA